UAUUAUAAUAGGGAUUAAUUUGGCUGCGUGGCUUAUUUGGGUUUGCCUUUAACUGCCUGGCUUGUAAUCAGAGCAAAGUGAAUGCUGCUGGAGCUUCGUUUCCUGACUUCCCUGCUUGUUCACCUGGCAUUAACCAUCACUGGGGUUUUAAUUAACAUGUACAAACCAGCAUCUCCUGCUGGGAAUUUGGGAAUUUCCUACUCCAGACAGGAUCCCUCCCCACGGGGAAGUCUCAUCCCUAUCACAAGGACGCUGAAAUCCCUUUCAUUUUGUAAGCCAUCACGUCUUUCAACAAACGUCUUCAUGGGAAAAUCUGAUUUUCCCUCCUUUGGUUUCAUCCUGGCCGUUGUAUCGGCACUGUGUGGUUUUAUGGUUUUGAUGGGUUGAUGGUGGUCUUUUCCAACCAUAAUGUUUCUAUGAUUCUGUGAUAUUAUUUUGUCCAGCCCACCCUCGGGUCUCUGAUAGGGCAUCCCUGGUUUGGGGUUGUUUCACUCUUUUCCCCAGGUUUAUCCAUGUGCAGGUCAAUAUUUCAAGCCAGGAGCAUCCAGCAUCUUCCUGCCCACCGAAGUGGAGCUGACCCAGCCCAGGGGCAUUUUCCAGGUCCUGUUUUGCCCCAACGUGGGUGUUGGGGACCCUCGGUUGGGAGAACACAGCAUGAAGGCUUUGGUUUUGCCUCAGAAAGCAGCCGUCCUUCCCUACGGCACUUUUUAUUUCUUUUGGCUGCGCUCUUGUAAAGCUGGAGCAGAUUAAAAUACGGUCCUCCCCUACCACGCUCCCAACAAAAACAAAACAAAACAAAACAAAAAGAAAACCAAAAGCUUGGCUCCUCAAAAUCAUCCGAUUUCAGUCCUUUUAAAGUUAACAGUUUCCUGGAUCCCUGCACAGGAUUUUUUAGCUUCUCAUUUGGUCGCAGGACCAAUGUAGAGGAUGAACCCGUUGCAUGUUCCUUGUGUGCCUAGGGACUGUCCAAAGGAGAAUGAGCCCCUGUAGGAGAUGAUGGCUACUUUGGGGGCAUCCUUUUGGGGCAAAAUACUGAUAACACUAGAAAGAUGGAGCUCUCAUUGCAGAGAUCUUUGAAGGGCUCGGCUUGUUUUCCUAUGGCUUUGGGCCAGCUGUGGUGAUUUGAGGCCCUGGAGCUUGUCCAGAGAAGGGUAACAGAGCUGUGAAGGGACUGGAUCUCAAGUCUUAGGAAAGACAGCCAAGGAACUGGGAUGGGUCAGAUUGGAGGAGAGAAGGCUCCAGGGAGACCUUAUGGCUCUGUACGAGACCCUGAAAGGAGGUUGAGGUCAAGUGUGGGUCGGCCUCUUCUCCCACGUAACAGUGAUGAGAGGUGUUGGCCUCAUGUUGUGCCAGGGAAGGUUCAGGUUGGAUAUCAGUGGUGAUGCAUCUGCAUAGCUGCCCAAAGAAGUGGUGGAGUCAUCAUCCCUGGAGGUGCUCCAGAACCGUGGAGAUGUGGCACUCAGAGAUGUGGCCAGUGGUCAUGGUGUGGGUGGGUUGGACUUGGGGAUCUUGGAACCCUUUCCCAACCUCAGUGAUUCUGUGAUUCUAUGGUUCUGUUUCUAUUCUGUUUGAGCAAAGCCAUGGAAGUUCAGGGUCUAGAUGAGAUUGCCCAAAAUGCCCAGACACCACUACUUUGUUCUCAGUUCACCAUCAGCACUGCCUGUAGCCCUCAGUCUGAUUAGGAGGAAUGUUACGAGGAGUUUAAAACAGAAAGAAUCAGUCCUGUGCUGGUUGGUUGCACUGUUUCUUCUUGGAGAUCUCUGCUUGGUUUGAGUGCUUGGUUCAGUAUUGAAUUGUUUUGUGGAUAGGGCUCAGUGCAGUGUCCCAGUACUUGGUACCAGGGUGCACUGUGGUGUUUGCAUCCCCUUUUAAUUCCCUUAACUCUCUCACCCUACAGAAACAACUCAGUUCUUCGAGGCAAGUGCCACAGCUGCAGAGUCUCCUGUGCAUUCUGGUGAUGGGGACAGGAUCCAUCCAUGUUGAUCAACUUGGUUGAGUUGAGUUGUGCUAGUAGUAGGAUGGAGCUCCUGUUGUAGGGACUUUUGUAGGGCUUUGGUUGAGUUGAGUUUGGGUUAAACUCUGUAUAUAUAGGUGCUGCUUUGCUGUGGAACUGUGCCAGCAGCACUCGAUGGUAUGGGUAAUUUCCAGGAGUUCCCCUUUCUUCUGAAUGCUGAAUUCAUCCCUUCUGGGAGUCCCUGGUUCACUGCAGGUGAGUUGGACUACAUGACCUUUAAAGGUCCCUUCCAACUCAUAUGAUUCUAUGAUGAAUCCAGGCCAUCCAUCCAGGCUGGAUGUGGCUCUGGGCAGCCUGGUCUGGUGGUUGGUGAUCCUACCUGUGCCAGGGGGAUUGAAACUGGAUGAUCCUUAUGGCCUUUUCAACCCAGGCCAUUCUUUGAUUCUGUGAUGACUCCAGCAACCUGCAGCUCAGAUCUGGUGCUUUUCAGCUUUCAUUCCUCAGGAUAUCCUUACCCAGAUCCCAUGCUUUUGCCCCAUCCUCACUUCCUCCCCAAAACCCACAUCCACACACAGCUGAAAACUCCCUGCUUUGGGGGAAUUUUGUUGUUCCUCAGGGCAUUUAAUCUGCAAAACAGGCUGCAGGUGGUUUCCCCAUGUGUUGUGAAGCUGGCACUGCCCACCUCCCGUGGGCAGUAACUGAUGAAAGGAAAACCAGAUAGGGUUUGUGACUUCCUCCUUGAAGCUGCGGGUGGGGAACUUUGUGUCUGGCCAGAGAUGUUUGUGGAUAUUCAAGGCUGAACGGCUCCGCGCUGAAGAUUUGACAGCAAUGCAAAGUCAUUGGGCUGCUCUUCCACCUGGUUCCAGAAUGAAUUUGAUUGAAAAAGGGACAUUGGGGGUGUGCUGAACAUGCCUCCAAUCCAUCAUCCCACAGGAGAAGGGAUGGGGCUUGUGCUGAUGCUGGAGGUCGCUCGUUGGUCCUACCCAUGAGCUCAGAUUUCCAGCAUUACAGUUUCAGGAUGCCGAACAUCGGGUUCCAGAACCUGCCUCUCAACAUAUAUAUCGUGGUUUUUGGCACGGCCAUCUUCGUCUUCAUCCUCAGUUUACUGUUCUGUUGCUACUUGAUCAGGCUCAGACAUCAAGCACACAAAGAGCUUUACGCCUACAAACAGGUAAUACUGAAGGAGAAGGUGAAGGAGUUGAACCUACACGAGAUCUGUGCCGUUUGCUUGGAGGAAUUCAAGCCCAAGGACGAGCUGGGGAUCUGCCCGUGCAAACAUGCCUUCCACAGAAAGUGCCUCAUCAAAUGGCUGGAGGUGCGCAAGGUCUGCCCGCUCUGCAACAUGCCGGUGCUGCAGCUGGCACAGCUGCACAGCAAGCAGGACCCAGGCCCUCCUCAGGGUCCCCUACCUGGAGCAGAGAACAUCGUAUAGCUGUGCAUCAGCACGGACUGCCCCGGGGUACCUGGAGACGACCAAAGCACUACGGCACCAGCAAAGGAGCCAAGCUGGGGACGGGAGGAUGGAGAGCUGAGAGCACUUUAGGGAAGUAGCAUCCCUGCGCCCCAAAACGGUGCUUGGCCUCGGAAUGGGGUUUUCCUCAGUGGGAACAAGGAGCUCAGUGACUGUCGGGAAGCCUCAACGUGAUGCCUUGGGAUGGAGCUGUGCCUGAAUGCACUCAUCCCCCUCUGAGCAUCACCCAGGAGAGCCGGUGUCCGUCCCGCGCGGUGCUGUGGGCUCAGUGCCAUCCAAGGGGGGAGUUUUUCACCCCCGAUUGCCAUCCCUACUGAGGAUUGCAGUUUCUCCUCCCAAAGGGCCGCCCAGGGUUUGGAGCCGGGUGCUUUUUGGGGUGGCUUCCCCCCCCGUUCCCCUGCUCAGUGCCAAGGGCUACCUCAGGGCUCCCUUCAUCCCCGCCAUGGGGCAGAGCAUCUCCCAUUGGUGCAACCACCUGGCAUCACAGCAAGGUGGGGGCAAACCCUGCCCUUUGGGUUCACGUUGAGCCUGGCUCUUUAGGUUUCCAAGCACGGAUGGCUCAGCAUCACCCAAAGUCCCUCCCCGAGUGCCAAAGCUGCUGGGGGCUGCACCACCCCCUCCUCUCCUUUCACCCCAUGGGGUAAAUUCAGCCCUUUUCCAGGCAUCGUUCCCCACCCCCCCCCAACCCUGCAGCUCUUUAUGGGGGAGGGGGGGGGUCCCAGUUUUACCCCACAGCGGGGCUGGGUGGGCUCUGGGGGGGUCCCUCCUGUACAGACCCUGCGACUCCCAAGCCUGUUUAUGGAGCGUGGAGCCUCAUAGACGUCUUUGUACACUACAAAUUCUGCAGCAGAAUAUUUUUUUAAAAACGUUUGCUGUUUUUUUUUUUUUGGUUUUUCUUUUUUUUUGGAGGGGGGAGGGAGGUUUUUUUUGUUGUUGUUGUUUUGGGGGGCUUUUUUUUUUUUUGUAAGCUCUAUUUUUGUAUAUUUAAUUGCUGUUUCAAGAUUCUAACGCGUCUUGUUUUGCUAAUCACACUAUUCUUAAGGAAAAAAAAAAAAGCAAAGGAGGAGGUUUGCAUGUGAUUUGACUUGAAAUGUAAAUAAAGGCAGGUUUUGGA
Molecule: messenger RNA, 4539 nt
Organism: Tympanuchus pallidicinctus (lesser prairie-chicken)
Lineage: Eukaryota; Metazoa; Chordata; Aves; Galliformes; Phasianidae
Gene: RNF24
Product: ring finger protein 24
Exons: 6
Coding region: 2940-3386 (148 amino acids)
Cellular component (GO): endomembrane system
Molecular function (GO): zinc ion binding; ubiquitin protein ligase activity
Source: RefSeq, a predicted model, not a curated record